Molecule: messenger RNA, 2774 nt
Organism: Astyanax mexicanus (Mexican tetra)
Lineage: Eukaryota; Metazoa; Chordata; Actinopteri; Characiformes; Acestrorhamphidae
Product: zinc finger protein ZFP2
Exons: 7
Coding region: 196-2685 (829 amino acids)
Biological process (GO): regulation of immune system process; negative regulation of transcription by RNA polymerase II; regulation of cytokine production
Source: RefSeq, a predicted model, not a curated record
CCGCGCGCCGCUCGCUCUCUGUGGUCCGUGGUUGAUGACAGUGGGACGAGCUCCCCCGCUGUUUAUGCUGAGCCACUCACUGAUUGGCUCAAAUCUGAGUCGACGGAGAGACAGCCAAUCCGCUGGGGUUUUACUGUAACGCGCUCCCUGACUUCUGCGAGAAGUGCGAGAUUGGAGUAUUUACAGCCCUCGACGAUGGCCAGCGGCACCUCCCUGUACAUGUGUUCUGCUUGUCGGCAGCUCUUUGCCUCCCUGGAGGAAGUUCUGGCUCACCACGUCAGCUGCCACCUCACCGCACAGAACAUCCCGACUACAACCUGUGCUCAGAGUAUGGCAGGAUUGAACCCAUCCCAACCUAUAUCAACUACCUCCUCACCUUCAAACCAGGGAGCAAACAGCAAAAUCGUCACAGGCUCCACACUUAACUUACCCAGAAGCCCAAAGAAACAAACCCAAAGAGCCUCCCCUGUUCCCCUCAUCCGCUACCAGUGUGGUGAGUGUAGCACUCUGUUCUCUUCUCUUCCUGAGUGGCAGCAGCACAGCAAACUGGGCCUGUGUUGUGCGACUGGAUCAGGAAGUGAAGAUGCAUUGAAUCCUGACACAAGUAAAGAGAGUAAAGAAGAAACGAGAGUCAAGGCUGCGAUAGAGAAGGACAGUGCUGAAGCUGAUCUGCAUAAUGAAUCAGUGACCAAAAAUGAGGAAUCCGACCAGCAGAGUAACAAACUUCAUAAGAAUCUUGGACCCCAAACAGAUGAAGCUUCUUCAGCCUCAGCCUUAGACUGUGAGCCAUUAUACUCAUCUCCAGUCACAGUGGACACAUUCCUCUGCAUGCAGUGUGGCUCAGGCUUUCAUUCAGAAGAAGCACUGGCUGCACACCGCAGCUCCUAUCACGGUCUGGAGCGCAUGCUCCAUCGCUGCUUCAUCUGCAGCCAGGAGUUCAUGAGCACUACACAGUACCUGUACCAUCGACGGCAGCACAGAGAGAAUGGAGAGGAGCUACUCAUCACAGCGGCCCAGAGCACUAACUAUGCAUCCACAGGUGAUAAUCACUCACAAGUUCCUGCCACUAUACAUCUAAUCGAGCAAGAAGUCUCCAUUCCAGAAUCUCCCCAACCUUCCUCACACCCUGUACCUUCUAACUCAACCACAGUCCCAGUAUCACCUGUACCAGAACCUGACUCCAGAGCUCCGUGCCCGAUCUGCGGCCAAGUCUUUAAGCGCCGCUGCCACAUGCGCGUCCACAUGCUCCGCCACAGCGGUCAGAAGCCCCACCGCUGCGACGUGUGCCACAAGACCUUCGCUUACAAGAGUAACUUGGGGCGCCAUCGUCAACUGCACACGUCCCGACGAGCCCAUGUGUGCCAGCGGUGCGGCAAAACCUUCGCCAAUUCGGGCACGCUCAAGAAGCAUCAGCUGGUGCAUGCCUGCGAGGAGCGUGUGUCAGAAGAAGGUGAUGGAGGAGAGUUGGAAGGGAUCAAAGUAAAAAAGAAAGAUGGUGAAAAAAAAGAGAGGGCAAGAGCACUGUUCACGUGUUCAGACUGCACGAAUAAGUAUCGCACUCGUACACAGCUCCUGGUGCACAGGUUCGUCCACACUGGGCAACAUCCUUUUCUGUGCUCCAUCUGUGGAGAGUCCUUUCCACGCAAGAAGAGUCUGGAGCUGCAUGGACUCUUUCAUCAAGGAAAGCAGCCAGUUACAUGCUCUUCCUGCUCUGACGAGUUCCUGGACCAAACUUCACUGGAUGCUCACCUACCACUUUGCAAGCAGAGGGAAGAUCCAGGUCACAAGACAGACCCGUCAGACUUAGAUGUGGCCAAGAAAAUCACUGGCGGUCGAGUCGGGCGAAGAGGAAAGCUGAUCUGUGAUCUUUGUGGUCAUCGCUGUGUUACACAGGAAGGACUAGACCUUCAUAGACUCUCCCACUCUGGACAGACUCCCCUGCGCUGCCCACUGCUGCUGUGCAAACGCCGCUUCACCUCCAGCUCCUCCCUGCAGGAACACCUGCUAACCCACGGCUCGCUCGCCACUGAAACUCACAGCACCGGAACUGACCCCAAGCCCCGCCCCUAUCACUGCCAGCAGUGCGGGAAAGCUUUCACCACUACGUCCUCACUGAACGUGCAUCUUAGGAUUCAUACUGGAGAGCGACCCUUUCAGUGUGGUCAGUGUGGGAAGCGUUUCCGGCAGAUCCCCCACCUGCGGGACCACGAGCGUCUCCACACAGGCACACGUCCCUUUGUGUGCAGCGUGUGCGACCGGGCCUUCUUGCUGGCCGCGCGUUUGGCAGAGCAUGCUCGUACCCACAGCGGAGAAAAACCCUACCAGUGCCCAGUGUGCUGUCGUGCCUUUCGCUCUCUGUCCAACCUGGGCAAACACCGCAAGACACACGGUUUAGCCUUAGGCAGUGAGCCCACCAUUACUUCAGUGGAGCUGGCAGGUGUUGAUCCGCAGGCUGGCAUGGGGACACUGUCUUCAGGUCCACCUGCUGUACACACUAUUUUGUUGGUUCAAGCUCAAGAAACCAUUCUUCAAGACGCUGGACCUGAUCCUGCUCAAAAUACCACACCUUCAACUGCACCUCUGGUCCUGCUAGAGCCUCUGCUUGGGGGAGAGGAGCAGCACGGGGACUUGGCACCUGUUCUGCAUCAUGCUAUAGAGGUGGUGGUUGCAGAAAACCAGGAAUAGAGAGUCCAUAGGCAGACCACUCUAUGAGUGCAAUCUAUGAGGAUUGUAUUUUAUAAGGCACACUAUCAAUAAACAUCUAUUUUCUGGUC